AUGGGAAUAUUAGCUGUUGCUUUAGUUUUGAUUGUGAUCAAAAAAUUGUACAAUUGGAUUCAAAUUAAGCUAGUCAAGCCAAACUUUGAAGGCAAGACUGUCUGGAUCACUGGCGCGUCAUCAGGUAUAGGAGAAUAACUUGCAAAAGAUUUUUCCAGAUUAGGAGCUUCAUUGAUCAUUUCUUCUAGAAAGAUUUAAGAUUUAGAAAAAGUAAAGAGCUAAUGCAAAGAUCCUUCUAAGGUCACUGUUUUACCUUUAGAUAUGAGUAAAACUAAAGAGGUUAUAAAGUAAACUGAAGAUUUCAUUAAGGAUCUUGAAAAGCAAAAUAAAAAACUUGAUAUUGUUAUCGAAAAUGCAGGAGUUUCUAUGAGAUCUGAAUUUAAGGAUUAUUCAUACGAAAAUCACGAAUACAUGACUAAUCUAAAUUACAAUGGACCUGUAGCUCAUGUCAAGGGUUUGUUGGAUCAUUUUAUAAGAAACAAAUCUGGUCAUAUCGUCUUGAUUAACAGUAUUGCUGGUCUCCUUUCUCCAGGCAUGAGAACCAGUUAUGUAGGAUCCAAGCAUGCAUUAAGAGGUUUCUUCGAUUCUCUUAGAGCUGAGGUUUCUGAAUUUAACAUUAAAGUUAGCUCAAUUUAUCCAGGGUAUGUCUAAACCAACGUAAGUGCAAAUGCUCUUUCAGGAGAAGCUGGAUAAUCAUUUGGUAAGACUGAUGGUAACAUUUAAGAAGGAGAAACAAUUGAAAAGUUUGCUGAACAAGCUAUGUUGGCAAUUUACAAACAAAAGAACGAUGCUGUUAUCACAAAGUCAAUCAAGCAUGAACUUGGUGUUUACAUGCGUAACGUCUCUUUUGAUUUAGUUCACUGGUUAACUCGCAAAAAUGUUUAAUAACAAAAAGAUGCUCUCAAGAAAGCAGUUUGA
This is a messenger RNA of Tetrahymena thermophila SB210, 918 nucleotides long. Its product is annotated as enoyl-(acyl carrier) reductase. Gene Ontology annotation, cellular component: membrane. The transcript has 4 exons. NCBI's taxonomy places the organism in Eukaryota, Ciliophora, Oligohymenophorea, Hymenostomatida, Tetrahymenidae. The record is from RefSeq and is a predicted model, not a curated record. Gene Ontology annotation, molecular function: oxidoreductase activity.